Lodderomyces jiufengensis is the source of this 1863-nucleotide messenger RNA. RefSeq lists its product as uncharacterized. The record is from RefSeq and is a predicted model, not a curated record. Lineage: Eukaryota; Fungi; Ascomycota; Pichiomycetes; Serinales; Debaryomycetaceae. Gene Ontology annotation, molecular function: RNA binding. Gene Ontology annotation, cellular component: cytoplasmic stress granule. Gene Ontology annotation, biological process: cytoplasmic stress granule assembly. The coding region runs from base 1 to 1863 and encodes 620 amino acids. The transcript has a single exon.
AUGAAAAGUCAACAACAAAAUAAUCGUUCAAAUAAUAAUAAUAAGAAUGGUCAUCGUCGUUCUAAUUCACGUCAUAGCAGUACCAAUAAUGUAAAUACCACCACCACAACCACCACAACCGCCAACACUUCCGUAACUAAUGAUAAUUCAACACCACCACCACCACCAGAUUUAGGAGAUAAUAGAUUAGUUUAUUUAAUUGCAAAAUCAAUUGGGAAACAAUGUAUUGUAACAACUACAGAUGGUUCUCGUUACCAAGGUCUUUUGGUUGCAACAGAUUUAUCGAUUGAAACUUCACCAAUAUCAUUAAUUAUUAAAAAUCCACAAUUAGUUAGUAAAAGUUUAAUUAAUGAAAAAACCAAUCUCGACAAAAUUCCAGAACAUCUUAUUAUUGAAUCAAAAGAUUUAAUUGAUUUUGAAGUUGAUUUGAAUAUUAAUGAUACUUUGGUUGUUCCCAAAACAGAAUUUAAAACUGAUUCAGAUAUUUCAAACAACAAAAAAACUUUUGAAGAACGUGAUUUUGUUAAAUGGGAACCUGAAGCAGGUGAUGAAUUACUGAAAUUAACUUUAGAAGAUACUCUGGGACCUUGGGAUCAAUUUAAAGUUAAUCAAGAAAAAUUUGGGGUUGAAAGUACUUUUGAUGAACAUAUAUACACAACAAGAAUUGAUAAAAAUGCACCAGAUUAUUAUGAAAAAGUUGCUAAAGCAAAUAAAAUAGCUGAUGAAAUUGAAAAACAAUUAACCACUGAUCGUCAUAUAUUAGAAGAAAGAGGUAUUCAAAUAGAUGAUAGUGGUAUGGAUGAAGAAGAUAAAUAUUCUGGUGUUGAUAGAAGAGGUGACGAAUUAAUGGCAGCAUUAAGAUUAAAUAGUAAGCAAUCUCAAGUACCACCACCACCGCCAACAACACAAAUAGAUUCAAAUAAAUAUGCUACACCAAGACAAAGAGCAGCUCAAUAUCAUAAUGAUCCUGCUAUAAUUUCAAGUUCUGCUACAACAAAAAAACAACCAGAAUCAAUACCACAAAAACCAAUUGUACCAAAUGAAUCUUUUAGACUUAAUGCACAAAGUGAAAUUAAUUCACUUCGAGAAUUUAGUGCAAAUUUUAAAAUUCCACAUAAAAUGCCAAAAGAUUUAUUACCAAUAUUGUCAAAAGAUAAAUUAAAACAAGAUGAAAUAUUGAAAAAACAACAACCACCACCACCAAAAGAAGAACAACCACAACAACCUCCAAAACCAGAGAAAAAAGUAUCAAAAUUUAAAUUAAAUCCAAAUGCUGCUGCUUUUACACCAUCUAUUAAACCUGCAAAUUUAGCAUCACCACCAAGAGUCAAUGCUCAAGUUCCAUAUCAAUCACCGAGACCAGGCAAUAGUCGACCAUAUUCAAAUGGAAGUAUAAGUUCACAAGGUUCAACUAAAAGACAUCACCACGUAUCACCACAAGACUUUUUCGGAGGAAUACAAAAUGUUCCAACUAAAGAAAAACAAGAUGAAAAAUUAAAAGCUUUUAGGAAUGGAUUUAAUAUGUUUAAUACUAUAAAAUCUAAAGCAACAGAAGGUUCUACUGUGGUGUAUGAAAAAUCAUUCCAAACUCCACCUACUUGGGAUUCAACAAUUGAAGAACCAUAUGAAUCAUUAUUCCCUAAACCAAUAUAUAGAUCACCUUCAUUUAUUCCAAGUCCAAUGAUAACAACAACUGCUCCAAUUCCAUAUAAUUUUCAAAUGGCUCCACAACCUCAAUUCCCACAACCUAUGUGGUUUAUGCCACCACCACAAAAUUUUAAUAUGAUACAGAAUCCUUAUCAAACUAGUCAACCGCCACCACCACCCCAACAACAACAACAACAACCAAGGAGGUAUAAAUAA